Molecule: messenger RNA, 477 nt
Organism: Echinostoma caproni
Lineage: Eukaryota; Metazoa; Platyhelminthes; Trematoda; Plagiorchiida; Echinostomatidae
Source: the annotation of a GenBank genome assembly
AUGAAGGUCGCUUUCGUUACCGGUUCGAACAAAGGAAUCGGAAGAGCGAUCGUAGAGAAUCUUGCUCGUACAUUGGGACCGUCUGGCGAAUGGGAUAUUUAUUUGACGGGUAUGUUGUCGCGUGAUUUGCCCAAUGUGCCAAUUGUAGCUCGAAACGAGGAACUUGGAAAAAAGACUUGCUCCGAACUUGAAAAGAAAGGACUGAGUGUAAAAUUUCAUCAAUUGGAUAUCAAUAAUGUCGAGAGUCGGAAGAAGUUCAUCGAAUUUCUAACUUCUCAUUAUCCAAAUGGAAUCAACAUUGCGAUCAACAACGCUGGAAUUAUAUUCAAGAGCGAUUCAACUGCAUCCUUUGGUGAACAAGCUCGUGUGACGCUAAAAACUAAUUUCUUUGAUACACUUAGUUUCACCGAGGAGUUUAUGCCAUAUCUUGCUAAAGAUGCUCGGUUGGUUCACUUUAUUUACAUAUAUAUGGAGUGA